AUGUAUAAAUUUUCACGUAAAGUAAAUAAGAAGCGCCUUCAUCGAGAGAUUAAGCGUCGGUCCGUUCGUCAAUGUAUUGCUCGACAUCGUAGCCUUUCGAAUGAAAACUCUGAUGAUAAUUGCAAUGGUGGUAACCAACAACAACAAAAUAUUUAUAUUAACAAAAUUGAUUCAUCAUAUGACGAGAAAAAUAGUGAUAAUUAUACAUUACCUGUGCCAUCAAAUGUUUAUGUUGAGAAUGAUAAUGAACGAAGUGAUGAUGUAGAUGAUGAUCAAUGGAAUGAUGAUGAAAAUGAUCAUGAAUAUGAAGAUGAUUCACGAUUACUGUAUGACGGUUCUAAAAUUACCGUUAGUAAUACUAUUCGUCUCAUUAGCAAGUUUUACUUGAAUAUAAACUUAGAUAAACAAAACAUCAACAGUCUUCUUCGUCUUAUCGAAUCAUUAUUACCAAAACCCAAUCUUUUACCUUGUACUUGGAAAACUAUGAAUAAAAAGCUCCGGAAUUUUUCACCUAGUUUGACAACUUAUCUUUGUACUAAUUGUUAUGAAACAUGUGAUAUUAAUAGUAACAAUGCCAAAUUUUGUGUUAAUUCAAAUUGCAAAACUUCUUUCAAACAACGUCGAAGUAAUGAAUUGAUUGAGAUCGUUCGAUUUGAUAUCCGUAGUCAGAUACAAUCAAUUAUGAGUCGGAAUUUUGAUUUUUUAAACAAACCUUAUCUUUUUCCAACGAGUGAUAUUUUUUUUGCUCAAUGGUAUCGACAACGAUCGAAUGUAAAUAUCAAUAAGAUUACACUAUUGGUUCAUACCGACGGUGCACCACUUGUUCGCUCCUCAAAACAAUCAAUAUGGCCAUGUUUUGCAUCUAUCACCGAGCUUCCCCCACCAAUAAGAGAGUUUCAAUCAAACAUCAUUAUUCUGGCUUUAUGGGCAUCGACGAUUAAACCGAAUGUUAAUUUAUUCUUAGAUCAGACAAUAGAUGAUCUAUUGUUUCUAAUUAAAAAUGGAACAUCGAUACUUAUUAAUGACCAGGAAUAUCACAUUGAAGUCGGUACUCAACUAUUUCUUUCUGAUCUACCAGCCAAAUCACUCUUUUGCUGCACAGCAAGUUUUAAUGGAUAUUCAGCAUGUAGUUUUUGUUACAGUAGAGGUGUAUGGAAUCCAAAAUACAACAAAGUCGUUUAUCCUUAUUCAAAAAACGACUAUACAGCUCGCACUCAUGAAGAUUAUUUAAAAUCUGCUCGAGAAGCUGUUAAAAAAUCAAAAGGGCGUAAACAAGUAGCAACUGAUGGAAUAAAAGGUCUAUCAUGUUUAUUUAAAAUAUCUAACUAUCCAUGCCAGAUCAUAUUUGACUAUAUGCAUUUGGUAUGUUUAUGCCACAUACCAUCUCUGAUACAUAGAUGGUGUCAACGUAUUAGCAAGUCAUCAAUACAGGACGUAGACCAAAGCCUUAAGCAAUUACGCACUCCACACAAUAUAAAAGUGGUAUUUUUAGAAUCAAUUCAAUCAGUCAAUUUAUGGAAAGCAAAAAAUUCACGUUUAUUUGUAUUAUAUGCUGGAGUCCCAAUAAUGACUAAUCGAUUACCAACACUACUUUUUUCUCACUUUAUAAUAUAUUCGUUGGCAAUUAAACUCUUACAUACACCUCAAUCUGAACAAGAUAUAUUACUUGGUAAACGUCUUCUGCACUAUUACUGUCGAACAAUAGCUAAUAUAUACGAUUCAUCUAUGGAGAUUUUCUCGUUACAUGCUCAUAUUCAUCUUGGACAUCAAGUUCGUCUUCAUGGAGGUUUAGCCCAUACAUCAGCAUUUGCAUUUGAAUCAGCAAUACGUUAUAUUAAAAAAACGUGCUCAUGGUAG
Messenger RNA from Rotaria socialis, 1857 nucleotides. The record is from the annotation of a GenBank genome assembly. NCBI's taxonomy places the organism in Eukaryota, Metazoa, Rotifera, Eurotatoria, Philodinida, Philodinidae.